AUGACGAAUUUCAUAUCACAGCUUCUUCCUAGUACCACCUGUGGGAUGCUGGGUCGCUGGCUCUCAAGGGGUCGUUUCUUCCAGUUCCCAGAGCAGAGACCCGGUUAUGUUCUUCCCGAAUGCUAUUCAUCAAUGGCUGUAUCCCGGGAGUCGGUACAGCAAGAGAUAUCCAGCAAGAGCGAGAAUUGCACAGUCGACCCUGAGAUGGCUAGCAGGACGAUGCUUGUAACAUGGUAUGAUGCUACGGACCCGGCGAAUCCACACUGCUGGCCGCGGUGGAUCAAGUUCAUGGUCUAUUUCCAAAUCAACUUUUACACUCUCGUCGUCUACAUGGCCUCCUCAAUUUUCUCUGCGGCUCAGUCACAGUUCGAGACCAUAUACGGACUAUCAAAAGCACAGGGAUCCCUUGGUCUAGGGCUUGUUCUUCUAGGGUAUGGACUCGGGGCUCUCCUGCUAAGUCCGCUCUCUGAAAUUCCCACUAUCGGUCGAAAUCCGCCGUAUACCAUAUCUCUAGCACUCUUCGUGCUGGUCAGCGGCCUUGCAGUGAGAGUUGAUAGUGCUGCCGGAUUCCUGGUAUUGCGGUUCCUUCAAGGCUUCUUUGGCUCGCCAUGUCUGGCUACUGGUGCUGCUUCACUGACGGAUAUCACCGACAUCAUCAAUAUCCCCUAUGGGAUUUGGAUCUGGGGCACAUUUGCUGUUGCUGCGCCUGCGGUGGCGCCUAGUAUAGCCGGAUUCAGUAUCACUGCGCACGACUGGCGGUGGUCCAUGUGGGUGGUCCUUUGGGGUGCAGCGCCGUGUCUUAUAUUCUUGUUGUUCCUCCCCGAGACAUUCGGCCCUGCAAUUUUACACGCGCGGGCUGCACGCCUUCGAGCCCUCACUGGAGAUGAUUCCUUCAGGGCCCCCUCCGAGAUGGAGAGCAGCAGAUACUCUCCACAGGCCAUCGUCAAUAAAGCGCUGGUCAUUCCAUGGAAAAUCAAUGCCCUGGAUCCAGCUAUCCUGUUCACAACCGUGUAUACUGCCCUCGUCUAUGCCAUCUUCUACUCCUUUUUCGAGGUCUUCCAGCUCGUCUACCAAAAGAUAUACCACAUGGAUGUCGCGCACAUGGGCCUCGUCUUCCUCGCCGCAGUCGUAGCAGCCCUCCUCAUUAUGCCAUUCUAUGUCCUCUUCAUCCACUACGCCAUCGCCCAACCUAUCCGGACCAGUAACACCUCCCCACCACCAGAACGCCGCCUCAUACCCGCCCUCGUCAUCGCCCCCUUCGUCCCAGCAGGAAUGUACCUCUUCGCCUGGACCUCACGAUCCGACAUCCACUGGACCGUCCCCACAGUGGGAUUUAUCCUCAUCAUGGCCGGCGUGAUUACACUGAUGCAGUGUAUGUUCGGGUACAUGGCCGUAGCAUACCCGCAUUACUCGGCCAGCCUGUUUGCCAUGAAUGACUUUGCGCGCUCGACUCUCGCGUUUGCGGCUGUGUUGUGGUCUGGGCCGCUUUAUGCGCAUUUGGGGGUUGAGGGCGGGACGAGUCUUAUUGGGGCUUUGACUGUGCCGUGUGUGCUGGGGAUUUGGGUGUUGUAUUUUUGGGGGGAGAGAUUGAGGAAAAGGAGUCGGUUUGCGGGGUGA
Aspergillus versicolor CBS 583.65 is the source of this 1617-nucleotide messenger RNA. RefSeq lists its product as uncharacterized. Gene Ontology annotation, biological process: xenobiotic detoxification by transmembrane export across the plasma membrane. Bases 1 to 1617 code for a protein of 538 amino acids. The transcript has 2 exons. The record is from RefSeq and is a predicted model, not a curated record. Gene Ontology annotation, molecular function: fluconazole transmembrane transporter activity. NCBI's taxonomy places the organism in Eukaryota, Fungi, Ascomycota, Eurotiomycetes, Eurotiales, Aspergillaceae.